UUUUAGGCUUCCAAGAACAAUAUGCCAGAUUUGACCUAAUGCUAGUUAUUUAGCCUACACUGGAAAAUAUUAUUUAUCACAGUUUUGUUAUAUAAUAACGCGUCUCCGUAUGCAAUUAACUUAAUGUGCGACAUUGUCUGCUGUGGAUUUCAGACUUCAUAGUAAACACGUAGAUUGUGCAGUGGUUUGUUUCUACGUAGGCAUUUAGAUUGAUCGAACUUUUGUCGUCCUAGUUGGUUGGAUUUAAAAACGUCGUGUCAAGAACAAGACAAAAGAAUAUCUCAACCCAUUGAAUAUUUUCAUUCAAAAUGUCAUCCACAUUUAAAAAUGCUAAAUCAUCUUAUUUUGAGAUAUGACUAAUAUUCAUGUAUUUAAUUUCACGUUAUUGAUUUAGCCUAAUGUUCCUCGAAUUUGCAUGCAUAUAUUUCCAUUGGAAGGAUCUGGAUGCAUAUGCGACUGCGUGCGCUGCUAUUGAGGGGGGGGGGGGGCAAAAGGGCCUUUUUAUUUUGAAGUAACGGUGCUUUUGGAUUGCGUCCAUAAAGCGAAUAAAGGGUUCUAAACUUUUUGACUUGAAUGAAAUCCGAAUCUCCACGAUGACCCCUCUUUUAACACUUGUUUUCGUAUUUGCAUUGGGAGCGGUGUUACCGGCUUUAAGCCACCCGAAGCCAGCUUUUGCACCACCGUCUAAACCCUGUCUUGCGCCCUUGCAAUGGGAAGGCAGAUCCGUCGAAUACGAUCACAACACUGGGCGGAAUACACGGGCCAUGGUGUCGUAUGAUGCGCAGAACCAGAGAAUACGGCUUCUUCAACAGAAUAAACGACAUACACCAUGCCAGAAAUACUUUGAGUUCAUCUACCUGUUCAAGAGUCAAGUUCUGUUCCAGAUUGAACAGAAGACUAAGCAAUGUUCUAAGAUCACCUUGACCCAAGCCUGGGACCCCUUUGACAUCCCAAUAAACUCCACCUAUGAGGACCAGUACUUUAUUGGUGGUCCUGGAGACAUGAUUGAAGUGCAGGAAUGGUCAGAUAGGAAACCAGCCCGCAAAAAUGAAGCAUGGGUUGGGGUCUACACAGUGAAGGACUGCUACCCUGUACAGGAGACCUACACCAGAAACAGCAGUGUAACUACCUCAACACGCUUCUUUGACCUUCAGCUUGGGAUCAGUGACCCAGAAGUGUUCACCCCACCUAGUAGCUGCCAAUCCGCUCGCCCAGAGUGGAUGGACUAUGAUUGCUAAGGCCUCCAACUUUGACCCCAUGUAUUACAUCAGGUCUCUGAAAGUGUCUCAGAGUAGGAAUUCAUAUCUCGGAUGCGUUUUGCUUUUUGUCUUGCCAGAUCGUCCCCUCAUAAAUAAGUGAGGGACCUUAAUCCUAAAUUAGCAUUGCUGCUCAUAGAUGUUUUGUGGGUAUGAGGGAAAAUGAGCCUUGAAAGAGAAAUAGUCAAUCCAGGUUUAAGUAUAAUUCUAACAUAAUCUCCUGUGGGAAAAUUCUGCUUUGGCAAUUGAUCACAUUAGGCAUGGUUUCACUUCAGAUAUAAAAUAGUUUAUAUAAUUUGGACAAAGUAGGAUGUUAGUCAGUUGGAGGUAGAUAUAUUUCAUCAAAAAUAAGUGAAAAUAAUAGAUUUGUGUGACACUAAAGCAAAGCUUUAUUAAUUAGCCAGGAAGGAUGUAUGGUUUACAUCAUUUGUUUUCAAUUAAGCAGUAAGGUUCUUCAGAACAUAACAAAGCACUACCAUUAUUACAUGUUGCACUUCCUUUGUGUGUGUGCGUGUGCGUGCAUGCAUUCAUUUUUCAGCCAAUGAUUAUUAAUGUUCAUCUCUUUAGUAUGCAAGCUCUUGAGUCUAUAAACCUUUUUCUUCUGACAGGUGAAUAAAAGCGUAAAUAUGA
Molecule: messenger RNA, 1886 nt
Organism: Esox lucius (northern pike)
Lineage: Eukaryota; Metazoa; Chordata; Actinopteri; Esociformes; Esocidae
Gene: epdr1
Product: ependymin related 1
Exons: 3
Coding region: 594-1238 (214 amino acids)
Biological process (GO): cell-matrix adhesion
Cellular component (GO): lysosome; extracellular region
Molecular function (GO): calcium ion binding
Source: RefSeq, a predicted model, not a curated record